Molecule: messenger RNA, 423 nt
Organism: Nicotiana attenuata
Lineage: Eukaryota; Viridiplantae; Streptophyta; Magnoliopsida; Solanales; Solanaceae
Exons: 3
Coding region: 1-423 (140 amino acids)
Source: RefSeq, a predicted model, not a curated record
AUGGUGUCUAGUUAUGGGAUCAAGGUGGAUCUGAAGAAGAUUGAGGCAGUUCAAAGUUGGCCUAGACCUUCAACCGCUGCAGAUAUCUGGAGUUUCCUAGGUUUGUCUGGUUACUAUCAUCAUUUUGUGGAAGGAUUCUCAUCUAUUAAAGCCCCAUUAAGCAUGUUAACUCAGAAGGGCCUGACGAGUGCUAAUGUGGUAGCGGAUGCUUUGAAUAGGAAGACGGAGAGUACGGAGAGCUUGGCAUCUAUUCCAACUUUAGAGAGGCCUUUUACUAUGGAUUUUCAGUCUUUGGACAAUAGAUUUGAACCAAUGUUGCGAGGUGGUGCAAAGGAGGUGGCUAUUAGACAUGAUGGUGUGUUGCGACUUUAUGAUCAGAGUUGUGUUCCUAAUGUGGAUGGUUUGAGGGAGUUGAGUCUUUAG